AUGUGGGCAGCAAGGGGCGAUGUGGGCAGCAAGGGGCGAUGUGGGCAGCAAGGGGCGAUGUGGGCAGCAAGGGGCGAUGUGGGCAGCAAGGGGCGAUGUGGGCAGCAAGGGGCGAUGUGGGCAGCAAGGGGCGAUGUGGGCAGCAAGGGGCGAUGUGGGCAGCAAGGGGCGAUGUGGGCAGCAAGGGGCGAUGUGGGCAGCAAGGGGCGAUGUGGGCAGCAAGGGGCGAUGUGGGCAGCAAGGGGCGAUGUGGGCAGCAAGGGGCGAUGUGGGCAGCAAGGGGCGAUGUGGGCAGCAAGGGGCGAUGUGGGCAGCAAGGGGCGAUGUGGGCAGCAAGGGGCGAUGUGGGCAGCAAGGGGCGAUGUGGGCAGCAAGGGGCGAUGUGGGCAGCAAGGGGCGAUGUGGGCAGCAAGGGGCGAUGUGGGCAGCAAGGGGCGAUGUGGGCAGCAAGGGGCGAUGUGGGCAGCAAGGGGCGAUGUGGGCAGCAAGGGGCGAUGUGGGCAGCAAGGGGCGAUGUGGGCAGCAAGGGGCGAUGUGGGCAGCAAGGGGCGAUGUGGGCAGCAAGGGGCGAUGUGGGCAGCAAGGGGCGAUGUGGGCAGCAAGGGGCGAUGUGGGCAGCAAGGGGCGAUGUGGGCAGCAAGGGGCGAUGUGGGCAGCAAGGGGCGAUGUGGGCAGCAAGGGGCGAUGUGGGCAGCAAGGGGCGAUGUGGGCAGCAAGGGGCGAUGUGGGCAGCAAGGGGCGAUGUGGGCAGCAAGGGGCGAUGUGGGCAGCAAGGGGCGAUGUGGGCAGCAAGGGGCGAUGUGGGCAGCAAGGGGCGAUGUGGGCAGCAAGGGGCGAUGUGGGCAGCAAGGGGCGAUGUGGGCAGCAAGGGGCGAUGUGGGCAGCAAGGGGCGAUGUGGGCAGCAAGGGGCGAUGUGGGCAGCAAGGGGCGAUGUGGGCAGCAAGGGGCGAUGUGGGCAGCAAGGGGCGAUGUGGGCAGCAAGGGGCGAUGUGGGCAGCAAGGGGCGAUGUGGGCAGCAAGGGGCGAUGUGGGCAGCAAGGGGCGAUGUGGGCAGCAAGGGGCGAUGUGGGCAGCAAGGGGCGAUGUGGGCAGCAAGGGGCGAUGUGGGCAGCAAGGGGCGAUGUGGGCAGCAAGGGGCGAUGUGGGCAGCAAGGGGCGAUGUGGGCAGCAAGGGGCGAUGUGGGCAGCAAGGGGCGAUGUGGGCAGCAAGGGGCGAUGUGGGCAGCAAGGGGCGAUGUGGGCAGCAAGGGGCGAUGUGGGCAGCAAGGGGCGAUGUGGGCAGCAAGGGGCGAUGUGGGCAGCAAGGGGCGAUGUGGGCAGCAAGGGGCGAUGUGGGCAGCAAGGGGCGAUGUGGGCAGCAAGGGGCGAUGUGGGCAGCAAGGGGCGAUGUGGGCAGCAAGGGGCGAUGUGGGCAGCAAGGGGCGAUGUGGGCAGCAAGGGGCGAUGUGGGCAGCAAGGGGCGAUGUGGGCAGCAAGGGGCGAUGUGGGCAGCAAGGGGCGAUGUGGGCAGCAAGGGGCGAUGUGGGCAGCAAGGGGCGAUGUGGGCAGCAAGGGGCGAUGUGGGCAGCAAGGGGCGAUGUGGGCAGCAAGGGGCGAUGUGGGCAGCAAGGGGCGAUGUGGGCAGCAAGGGGCGAUGUGGGCAGCAAGGGGCGAUGUGGGCAGCAAGGGGCGAUGUGGGCAGCAAGGGGCGAUGUGGGCAGCAAGGGGCGAUGUGGGCAGCAAGGGGCGAUGUGGGCAGCAAGGGGCGAUCAAGGGGCGAUGUGGGCAGCAAGGGGCGAUGUGGGCAGCAAGGGGCGAUGUGGGCAGCAAGGGGCGAUGUGGGCAGCAAGGGGCGAUGUGGGCAGCAAGGGGCGAUGUGGGCAGCAAGGGGCGAUGUGGGCAGCAAGGGGCGAUGUGGGCAGCAAGGGGCGAUGUGGGCAGCAAGGGGCGAUGUGGGCAGCAAGGGGCGAUGUGGGCAGCAAGGGGCGAUGUGGGCAGCAAGGGGCGAUGUGGGCAGCAAGGGGCGAUGUGGGCAGCAAGGGGCGAUGUGGGCAGCAAGGGGCGAUGUGGGCAGCAAGGGGCGAUGUGGGCAGCAAGGGGCGAUGUGGGCAGCAAGGGGCGAUGUGGGCAGCAAGGGGCGAUGUGGGCAGCAAGGGGCGAUGUGGGCAGCAAGGGGCGAUGUGGGCAGCAAGGGGCGAUGUGGGCAGCAAGGGGCGAUGUGGGCAGCAAGGGGCGAUGUGGGCAGCAAGGGGCGAUGUGGGCAGCAAGGGGCGAUGUGGGCAGCAAGGGGCGAUGUGGGCAGCAAGGGGCGAUGUGGGCAGCAAGGGGCGAUGUGGGCAGCAAGGGGCGAUGUGGGCAGCAAGGGGCGAUGUGGGCAGCAAGGGGCGAUGUGGGCAGCAAGGGGCGAUGUGGGCAGCAAGGGGCGAUGUGGGCAGCAAGGGGCGAUGUGGGCAGCAAGGGGCGAUGUGGGCAGCAAGGGGCGAUGUGGGCAGCAAGGGGCGAUGUGGGCAGCAAGGGGCGAUGUGGGCAGCAAGGGGCGAUGUGGGCAGCAAGGGGCGAUGUGGGCAGCAAGGGGCGAUGUGGGCAGCAAGGGGCGAUGUGGGCAGCAAGGGGCGAUGUGGGCAGCAAGGGGCGAUGUGGGCAGCAAGGGGCGAUGUGGGCAGCAAGGGGCGAUGUGGGCAGCAAGGGGCGAUGUGGGCAGCAAGGGGCGAUGUGGGCAGCAAGGGGCGAUGUGGGCAGCAAGGGGCGAUGUGGGCAGCAAGGGGCGAUGUGGGCAGCAAGGGGCGAUGUGGGCAGCAAGGGGCGAUGUGGGCAGCAAGGGGCGAUGUGGGCAGCAAGGGGCGAUGUGGGCAGCAAGGGGCGAUGUGGGCAGCAAGGGGCGAUGUGGGCAGCAAGGGGCGAUGUGGGCAGCAAGGGGCGAUGUGGGCAGCAAGGGGCGAUGUGGGCAGCAAGGGGCGAUGUGGGCAGCAAGGGGCGAUGUGGGCAGCAAGGGGCGAUGUGGGCAGCAAGGGGCGAUGUGGGCAGCAAGGGGCGAUGUGGGCAGCAAGGGGCGAUGUGGGCAGCAAGGGGCGAUGUGGGCAGCAAGGGGCGAUGUGGGCAGCAAGGGGCGAUGUGGGCAGCAAGGGGCGAUGUGGGCAGCAAGGGGCGAUGUGGGCAGCAAGGGGCGAUGUGGGCAGCAAGGGGCGAUGUGGGCAGCAAGGGGCGAUGUGGGCAGCAAGGGGCGAUGUGGGCAGCAAGGGGCGAUGUGGGCAGCAAGGGGCGAUGUGGGCAGCAAGGGGGCGAUCAAGGGGCGAUGUGGGCAGCAAGGGGCGAUGUGGGCAGCAAGGGGCGAUGUGGGCAGCAAGGGGCGAUGUGGGCAGCAAGGGGCGAUGUGGGCAGCAAGGGGCGAUGUGGGCAGCAAGGGGCGAUGUGGGCAGCAAGGGGCGAUGUGGGCAGCAAGGGGCGAUGUGGGCAGCAAGGGGCGAUGUGGGCAGCAAGGGGCGAUGUGGGCAGCAAGGGGCGAUCAAGGGGCGAUGUGGGCAGCAAGGGGCGAUGUGGGCAGCAAGGGGCGAUGUGGGCAGCAAGGGGCGAUGUGGGCAGCAAGGGGCGAUGUGGCAGGGCGAUGUGGGCAGCAAGGGGCGAUGUGGGCAGCAAGGGGCGAUGUGGGCAGCAAGGGGCGAUGUGGGCAGCAAGGGGCGAUGUGGGCAGCAAGGGGCGAUGUGGGCAGCAAGGGGCGAUCAAGGGGCGAUGUGGGCAGCAAGGGGCGAUGUGGGCAGCAAGGGGCGAUGUGGGCAGCAAGGGGCGAUGUGGGCAGCAAGGGGCGAUGUGGGCAGCAAGGGGCGAUGUGGGCAGCAAGGGGCGAUGUGGGCAGCAAGGGGCGAUGUGGGCAGCAAGGGGCGAUGUGGGCAGCAAGGGGCGAUGUGGGCAGCAAGGGGCGAUGUGGGCAGCAAGGGGCGAUGUGGGCAGCAAGGGGCGAUGUGGGCAGCAAGGGGCGAUGUGGGCAGCAAGGGGCGAUGUGGGCAGCAAGGGGCGAUGUGGGCAGCAAGGGGCGAUGUGGGCAGCAAGGGGCGAUGUGGGCAGCAAGGGGCGAUGUGGGCAGCAAGGGGCGAUGUGGGCAGCAAGGGGCGAUGUGGGCAGCAAGGGGCGAUGUGGGCAGCAAGGGGCGAUGUGGGCAGCAAGGGGCGAUGUGGGCAGCAAGGGGCGAUGUGGGCAGCAAGGGGCGAUCAAGGGGCGAUGUGGGCAGCAAGGGGCGAUGUGGGCAGCAAGGGGCGAUGUGGGCAGCAAGGGGCGAUGUGGGCAGCAAGGGGCGAUGUGGGCAGCAAGGGGCGAUGUGGGCAGCAAGGGGCGAUGUGGGCAGCAAGGGGCGAUGUGGGCAGCAAGGGGCGAUGUGGGCAGCAAGGGGCGAUGUGGGCAGCAAGGGGCGAUGUGGGCAGCAAGGGGCGAUGUGGGCAGCAAGGGGCGAUGUGGGCAGCAAGGGGCGAUGUGGGCAGCAAGGGGCGAUGUGGGCAGCAAGGGGCGAUGUGGGCAGCAAGGGGCGAUGUGGGCAGCAAGGGGCGAUGUGGGCAGCAAGGGGCGAUGUGGGCAGCAAGGGGCGAUGUGGGCAGCAAGGGGCGAUGUGGGCAGCAAGGGGCGAUGUGGGCAGCAAGGGGCGAUGUGGGCAGCAAGGGGCGAUGUGGGCAGCAAGGGGCGAUGUGGGCAGCAAGGGGCGAUGUGGGCAGCAAGGGGCGAUGUGGGCAGCAAGGGGCGAUGUGGGCAGCAAGGGGCGAUGUGGGCAGCAAGGGGCGAUGUGGGCAGCAAGGGGCGAUGUGGGCAGCAAGGGGGCGAUGUGGGCAGCAAGGGGCGAUGUGGGCAGCAAGGGGCGAUGUGGGCAGCAAGGGGCGAUGUGGGCAGCAAGGGGCGAUGUGGGCAGCAAGGGGCGAUGUGGGCAGCAAGGGGCGAUGUGGGCAGCAAGGGGCGAUGUGGGCAGCAAGGGGCGAUGUGGGCAGCAAGGGGCGAUGUGGGCAGCAAGGGGCGAUGUGGGCAGCAAGGGGCGAUGUGGGCAGCAAGGGGCGAUGUGGGCAGCAAGGGGCGAUGUGGGGCAGCAAGGGGCGAUGUGGGCAGCAAGGGGCGAUGUGGGCAGCAAGGGGCGAUGUGGGCAGCAAGGGGCGAUGUGGGCAGCAAGGGGCGAUGUGGGCAGCAAGGGGCGAUGUGGGCAGCAAGGGGCGAUGUGGGCAGCAAGGGGCGAUGUGGGCAGCAAGGGGCGAUGUGGGCAGCAAGGGGCGAUGUGGGCAGCAAGGGGCGAUGUGGGCAGCAAGGGGCGAUGUGGGCAGCAAGGGGCGAUGUGGGCAGCAAGGGGCGAUGUGGGCAGCGAUGUGGGCAGCAAGGGCGAUGUGGGCAGCAAGGGGCGAUGUGGGCAGCAAGGGGCGAUGUGGGCAGCAAGGGGCGAUGUGGGCAGCAAGGGGCGAUGUGGGCAGCAAGGGGCGAUGUGGGCAGCAAGGGGCGAUGUGGGCAGCAAGGGGCGAUGUGGGCAGCAAGGGCGAUGUGGGCAGCAAGGGGCGAUCAAGGGGCGAUGUGGGCAGCAAGGGGCGAUGUGGGCAGCAAGGGGCGAUGUGGGCAGCAAGGGGCGAUGUGGGCAGCAAGGGGCGAUGUGGGCAGCAAGGGGCGAUGUGGGCAGCAAGGGGCGAUUGGCAGCAAGGGGCGAUGUGGGCAGCAAGGGGCGAUGUGGGCAGCAAGGGGCGAUCGUGGGGCAGCAAGGGGCGAUGUGGGCAGCAAGGGGCGAUGUGGGCAGCAAGGGGCGAUCAAGGGGCGAUGUGGGCAGCAAGGGGCGAUGUGGGCAGCAAGGGGCGAUGUGGCAGCAAGGGGCGAUGUGGGCAGCAAGGGGCGAUGUGGGCAGCAAGGGGCGAUGUGGGCAGCAAGGGGCGAUGUGGGCAGCAAGGGGCGAUGUGGGCAGCAAGGGGCGAUGUGGGCAGCAAGGGGCGAUGUGGGCAGCAAGGGGCGAUGUGGGCAGCAAGGGCGAUGUGGGCAGCAAGGGGCGAUGUGGGCAGCAAGGGGCGAUGUGGGCAGCAAGGGGCGAUGUGGGCAGCAAGGGGCGAUGUGGGCAGCAAGGGGCGAUGUGGGCAGCAAGGGGCGAUGUGGGCAGCAAGGGGCGAUGUGGGCAGCAAGGGCGAUGUGGGCAGCAAGGGGCGAUGUGGGCAGCAAGGGGCGAUGUGGGCAGCAAGGGGCGAUGUGGGCAGCAAGGGGCGAUGUGGGCAGCAAGGGGCGAUGUGGGCAGCAAGGGGCGAUGUGGGCAGCAAGGGGCGAUGAGCCAGGCAGGAAAGAAGACAUGA
This is a messenger RNA of Closterium sp. Naga37s-1, 6264 nucleotides long. The record is from the annotation of a GenBank genome assembly. Lineage: Eukaryota; Viridiplantae; Streptophyta; Zygnematophyceae; Desmidiales; Closteriaceae.